Molecule: messenger RNA, 2631 nt
Organism: Serendipita indica DSM 11827
Lineage: Eukaryota; Fungi; Basidiomycota; Agaricomycetes; Sebacinales; Serendipitaceae
Source: the annotation of a GenBank genome assembly
AUGCUUCAGUACGCGAGCUCCCAUUGGGCUUUCCAUGUAGCAGAAACCAACGACAGCUGGCGAGGCAUACUCAAGAAGGAACUUAAAUGCAUUGUCCAAACAUCAUAUACACUAUACUGGAUGGAGAUCCUAAGUUUUACGAUAGGAGUGCCACGAGCGAUAGAGGGUCUUCAGGCAAUUACACGCCAUGCAAGGCUUGAAGAGGAGACAAGAAACAGAAUGACCGAGAUCCGGCGAUUUAUGAUGGCAUUUUCCAUCCCAAUCCAGGAUAGCGUCCCACAUAUAUACAUUUCAGCGCUGCCGUUUGCUCCUAAGGAGUCAAUAAUGCAUGUGGAGGGCCGAAUGAAGUAUACAAGAACGCUCACUGUGACUCGGGGCCUGGAGAAAAUGUAUUCCGGGCUUCCCAGAGUUCUUCGAGUUCCACGAGGCGGUGUUAUUGCGGCAUCAUUCUCACCAGACGGCUCAAGAAUUGUCUCUGGCUCUUCCGAUGGAACAAUUCAACUGUGGGAGGCAGAAACUGGCCAGCAAUUGGGAGAACCACUCCGAGGUCAUGAAGAUUCGGUCACGGCUGUCGGAUUCUCUCCAGACGGCUCACAAAUCGUCUCGGGCUCAAAAGACGGAACUAUUCGACUAUGGGUGGCAAAUACUGGCCAGCCAUUGGGAGAGCCACUCCGAGGUCAUAAGGAUUCGGUGGCAGCCGUCGAAUUCUCGCCAGACGGCUCACAGAUCAUAUCUGGCUCGGAAGACGGCAUGAUUCAACUAUGGGAAGUAGACACUGGCCAUCCUCUGGGAGAACAACUCCAAGGUCAUGAAGCUUCAGUGACGGCUGUCAGAUUCUCUCCAGACGGAUCACGGAUUGUGUCUGGUUCUUCCGAUAGGACGAUCCGACUGUGGGAGGCAGACACCGGCCAGCCAUUCGGCGAGCCACUUCAAGGCCAUAACGGAACUGUCUGGACCGUUAGAUUCUCACCAGAUGGUUCACGAAUCAUCUCUGGCUCCGAAGACAGGACCAUUCGACUGUGGGAGGCAAACUCUGGCCGGCCACUGGGAAAGCCACUCCGAGGUCAUGAGGAUUCAGUGACGGCUGUCGGAUUCUCCCCAGAUGGCUCACGAAUUGUCUCGGGCUCGAAAGACAGAACGAUCCGACUAUGGGAGGCAGCCACUGGGCAGCCAUUGGGGGAGCCACUGGGAGGUCAUGAAGUUUGGGUAAUGGCCGUUGAGUUCUCUCCAGAUGGUUCACGAAUUCUCUCUGGCUCUGCAGAUGGCACAAUUCGACUCUGGGAAUCAGACACUGGCAAGCCUUUGGGAGAACCACUCCAAGGUCAUGAAGCUUCGGUGACGGCUGUCGGAUUUUCUCCCGACGGCUCACAGAUUGUGUCUAGUUCCUCCGAUAAAACUAUUCGACUAUGGGUGGCAGAAACCGGCCAGCCAUUGGGAGAGCCACUCCGGGGUCAUGAAGGAAUUACAUGGGCCGUUGGAUUCUCGCCAGACGGCUCAAAAGUUGUCUCUGGCUCUUCCGACGGGACAAUUCGACUGUGGGAGACAAUUACUGGCCAGCCAUUGGGAGAGCCACUUCGAGGACAUGAAGGUUCGGUAAGGACCGUCAGGUUCUCUCCAGACGGCUCACGAGUCGUGUCUGGUUCUUCCGACAAGACGAUUCGAUUAUGGGAGACAAGCACUGGCCAGCCAUUGGGAGAGCCACUCCGAGGUCAUAAAGCUUCAGUGACGGCCGUUAGGUUCUCACCAGACGGCUCGCGCAUUGUCUCUUGUUCUUCCGACAAGACGAUUCGACUAUGGGAGGCAAGUACUGGCCAGCCAUUGGGAGAACCACUUCGGGGUCACGUAGGUUGGGUAACAGCUGUCGGAUUCUCGCCGGAUGGCUCAAUAAUCGUCUCUGGCUCGGUCGACAGGACAAUUCGUUUAUGGGAGGCGGACACUGGCCAGACAUUGGGAGAACCACUUCGAGGACAUGAAGGUUGGGUGACGGCCGUAGAAUUCUCGUCAGAUGGCUCACGAAUUGUCUCUGGUUCUUCCGACAAGACAAUUCGACUAUGGGAGGCAGGUACUGGCCAGCCACUGGGAGAACCACUUCGAGGUCACGUAGGUUGGGUGACAGCCGUCGGAUUCUCGCCGGAUAACUCGCUAAUCGUCUCUGGCUCGGAAGAUACCACGGUUCGAUUAUGGGAGGCAGAUACGAACCAGCCAUUGGGAAAGGCACUUAGAGGUCGUGAAGGUUCGGCGAAGUCCCUCGGAUUCUCACCAGAUGUUCUACAAAUCGUCUCUGGCUCGGAAGUCAGCACGAUUCCACUAUGGGAUACAGAGAAUAGUCAGUUUUACUUUCGACCUAUCAUUGCUUAUGGUGGCAAUCUGACCAGUCUCGCAGAAGGGUCAAAGGAUAUUCCGCUGAAAAUCACCGUUCCUGGAUUCAAUCAGUGCUCACUAUCUCAGGAUGGCUGGGUACGAUCUUCCAAUAAAGUUCUCUUCUGGGUGCCACCAGACAACCGGAAUGGACUGGUAUAUCCUCAUAUUCUGACGAUACCGACGACAAGCCGAUUCCGACCUACCAGAAUUGAUUUCACCAACUUUCAAUGUGGCCCAUCUUGGACAAACGUUCAAACAGAUAUCGACUGA